Messenger RNA from Stomoxys calcitrans (stable fly), 1750 nucleotides. It is a transcript of the gene wcd, whose product is annotated as U3 small nucleolar RNA-associated protein 18 homolog. The record is from RefSeq and is a predicted model, not a curated record. Gene Ontology annotation, biological process: rRNA processing. Gene Ontology annotation, molecular function: protein binding. Bases 107 to 1633 code for a protein of 508 amino acids. Gene Ontology annotation, cellular component: Pwp2p-containing subcomplex of 90S preribosome; small-subunit processome. NCBI's taxonomy places the organism in Eukaryota, Metazoa, Arthropoda, Insecta, Diptera, Muscidae. The transcript has a single exon.
AGGCACUAGUCCAAUAUUAAAUUUGUAAACAUUGCUGCACGUGCAUCGUAUAAUACUUGAAAAUAAUUUGUGUUCUUUAAUUUAUCAAAUAAGAAACAAACUGAAAAUGAGUGACGAUGAGCUCAGUGAUGACAUGCAAGAGCUAAAUGAAUUGAUAGCCGAAUAUCGGGAUAAAGAAGGCGAAGAAAGCGGCGACAAUGAUAAGGAUAACAAAAAUGCGGUUACAGAGCAAGAGGGUCCGAGUGUGGUGCCCAUGGACAAGGUAAUAUUUGGGGACAAAAGCACUCUUCUGAAGAACCUCAAGAGAGCAGUGGGUCAAAAAGCUAAAGCCAUCGAGAGUGAUAGUGGACAAAGUGAUAGUGAAAGCGACAGUGCCACAGAAAAGGCCAAAAAGCGUAAGCCAGUUUGGGUUGAUCCCGACGAUGAGGUUAUACAACUGGGAGAUGUCAAGAAGGAAACAAAGCGAUCGGGACCCUUGGAUCAUCUUAAAAUGGAUAAAUCCUACAAGGAACACUUAACAGCACGAUUUACUCGAAUUGUCAAUCAACCCAAAUGGGCGAGUCUGGAUGAUAAAGAUAAACAACAGAAACUUUCGGAUGAUGAAGGGGAUGAGGACAAUGAGUUAUUGCGAACUGUUGGCUUCCUCAAUAAGAAACCCGAAGGUAUUUUGCCUGAUAAACAUCUCAGCGCCAAAAGAAUGAAAGAUGUUAAUCGUGCAACCUACGCCGAAGGCAAUAUUAACAGCAUACAAUUUCAUCCCACCAGUACUGCAGCUUUAGUGGCAGGUGAUAAAGGCAUUGCUUCCAUAUAUGCCAUCGAUGGUACCCAAAAUGAUAAACUCCACAAUAUACAUAUACCAAAUUUCCCUAUAAAAUGUGCCAGGAUUCUUCCCUGUGGAACAAAGGCGGUCUUUGGUUCGAUUACACCAUACGGCUAUUUAUACGAUUUGAUGACAGCCAAAGAGACGCGCUACUAUUUGCGUAAAGAUAGCGGCAAUUUAAGCAAGUUUACAAUAUCUCCUUGUGGACGGUAUUUGGUUUCUGCCGGUCGUUUUGGCGAGAUACACAUACAAGAGGCGAAAACGUUCGAAAUCAUAGCGUCCUUAAAACAAAACGACAAGGUGGCUGCUUUAUGUUUUACCAGUGACUCGCAAAGACUGGUGGCAAGUGGUCAAUCGGCAAAUGUUUGUGUGUUUUCCAUGCGUCAGCAAAAGUUGGAGCAUACUUUCAUUGAUAACGGCUGCAUUAUCGGCAAAUCCAUGGAUAUAUCUCCCAACCAACGAAUGUUGGCCACGGGCAGCAUGGAAGGCGUAGUUAAUGUGUACGACUUUGACAAAGUAAUGCAGUCAAAAACUCCUUUGCCAGAAAAGACAUUUUUAAAUUUGACAACUGCCAUUGGUAAUGUGAAAUUUAAUCAUAGUUCAGAACUGCUGGCAUUCGCGUCCUAUCAAUGUCCAAAUGCACUCAAAAUGGCGCAUUUCCCUUCGGGCACGGUAUAUGCAAAUUUUCCGGGAUUCAUGCCAAAGUUGGGAUACAUAAGGACACUGGAAUUUUCACCUCAAUCAGCCUACUUGGCAUUGGGUAAUGCAAAGGAAUGCCCUCUAUUUAGAAUAAAACAUUUUAAAAAUUAUUGAUGUACCUACGUAUGUAUGCAUGUAAAAGUGAGAACAUUUUUACAUUUGUAUAAAAAUGUUUUACUAUUUUUUUUUUACUUUAAACAAUAAGUAAUAGUGGUAUAGUAAAUAAAUUUU